CAAUUCCCCCACCUCUCAUUCUUCUCUGUUCCUUUCUCUCUCUAAAAAAAAAAACCUUGACCCACCGAACAAUUGAAAAAAAUUGUGCAUUUGUGACUUUCUCUCUCUAAAAUAAUGCGGAAGGAUGAUCUGUACGUAACGGUGCCGAGUUUUUUCCGGUGUCCGAUAUCACUCGACGUGAUGAAAUCUCCGGUGAGUUUAUGCACCGGAGUUACUUAUGACCGGAGUAGCAUCCAGCGGUGGCUUGACAGCGGUAAUAAUACAUGUCCGGCCACCAUGCAAGUGCUACAAACUAAGGACCUUGUACCUAACUAUACACUACAACGACUCAUCCAGAUCUGGUCUGAGUCGGUCCGGGCUCAGCGUUCCGAUACGGAGUCUAACCGAGUUAACUCAGUUAGUCACGAUCAAGUUCGUGAGCUAAUUAAACAGUUUGUAAACGAAUUCCGAGUUCACUCUGAGUUGGAGGUGAACUCGGAUCGGUUAUCGAAGCUUUUAGGUUUCUCAGAAGAAUCAGCUGAGAAUCUUCGAUUUGUGGCUUCUGUAGCGGCGGAGAGUGAUUUUCUCGCGAUUCUCACUUCGUUCCUUGUUCACAACCCUAAAAAUCUUAAAGUUGUGGAGAAAAUUGUACCUCUAUGGAAAAUGCUGUUGGUUGAACGAGGUUCCUUAUCGAAAAUCGGGAAAGCAAACGAUAUAUAUCCGGCGAUAAUAUUUGCUCUGAGAAAUGGAAGUUCAAAGUUGAAAAUGGAGAUGUCAAAAGCUUUAGAGUUCAUCACAUCAACCGAUUCCGAAGCUAAAUCAUCCUUAUCAGAAAACUCCGAUUUAUACUCAGUUUUAUUGAGUUUUUCAACAAUCAAUACCGAUUGGAAUCCCGAUUUAAUGGAAGUCUCUGUUUCCUGUUUAAUUUCUCUCGCAAUGCUUCGUAAAAACCGGGUGAAGCUUGUAAAAGCCGGCGCGGUGAAAUCAGUCGGAAAAGCAUUGUCGACAACGGAGAUGGGAACCGGAUUAACAGAUAAAGUAUUGAGAUUAUUAGAACUGAUAUCUACUUGUAAAGAAGGAAGAUUAGAACUGUGUAACGACGGAGAUUGUGUACAAGCGAUAGUGAAGAAAGUAUUGAAAGUAUCAAACGAAGCAACGGAACAUGCAGUAACGAUUCUAUGGAGUUUGUGUUGCCUUUUCCGGGAUCACCGGGCACAGGAAUCGGUAGCGAAGAGUAACGGUAUGGCGAAGAUAUUGUUAUUGUUACAAAGUAAUUGCUCGCCGGCGGUGAGACAAAUGGCCGCCGAUUUACUGAAGGUUUUUAGAGUGAAUUCCAAAGCAGUUUCUUGUCUUUCUACUAGCUAUGAUACUAAAACUACUCACAUCAUGCCAUUUUGAUUGGGGGUUAAUUUUUUAUUGUUGAUAACUUUGGGGGCCUCUUCCUUCAUUUUUGUAAAUCAUAUAAAGCAAUUUUGUUGAGAAAAGAUAUAUAGAAUUGGCAAAAAGAAUGAGAAGAAAUUUCAAUUUUUUUUAAAAAAAACUCUUUACCUU
Solanum lycopersicum (tomato) is the source of this 1530-nucleotide messenger RNA. Its product is annotated as U-box domain-containing protein 27-like. Gene Ontology annotation, molecular function: ubiquitin protein ligase activity. The record is from RefSeq and is a predicted model, not a curated record. Gene Ontology annotation, biological process: protein ubiquitination. NCBI's taxonomy places the organism in Eukaryota, Viridiplantae, Streptophyta, Magnoliopsida, Solanales, Solanaceae.